AUGUCACAAAAAGAUUUUUCUUCUACUAAUAACUCAUUAGAAAUUAAUAAUACUGAACGACGUUAUUGUAUAUGUCAAAAAAGUGAAGAUGAAUUAAAUGAACAAGAUAAUGAAGAUGAUUUUAUGAUUGAAUGUGAUGGUUGUAAUGGUUGGUUUCAUGGACGAUGUGUAUCAUUAGCUGAUCGAAUUGCUGAUGAUAUUGAAAAAUAUUUUUGUAUGGAAUGUUCAAAACAACAUGGACCUUCAAUAUUUAAACCACAACAAAAUCAACAUAGACGAGAUUUUAGUGAUUCGAAUGCUGAGCUUAAACCCGUGCAAAGUGGCACAAAAGUUUUUAUAAAUAAAUUAAAACAAAAAACAUUUUUAGAUUGUGAGCCAGUAAUUAUACGAAUAAAAGGUGAUCAAUUAACAAGUGAAUAUUUAUUUAAAACUGGUUUUACAAAACCAAUAUUAAUAUCAAAUCGUGAUGGUCUUGAAUUAACAUUACCAAAUAGAAUGAUAACAUUAGAAGAAAUUAAUAAACUUAUUGGUCAUGAUCAAUAUAUUGAUAUAAUUGACUGUGAAAAACAAGUGAUUUAUAAAAUGAGUUUUAAUGAUUAUGUUGAAUAUUUUGAAAAUUAUGAUCGAAAUAAAAUUUAUAAUGUUUUAAGUCUUGAAGUUUCGAAUACAAAAUUGGGUGAAUUCAUUAUUAUACCAAAAAUAGUUCGAGAUUUAUCUUGGGCUACUACUGGUAUUUGGCCAAACAAGAAAACGGAUGAGAAAUUUGAAGACGACGUUGAAACAAAUGAAACAAAUGAAUUAAAAAACAAUCAAGCAUGGCCAUUACAAUUACCUCUAUCAAAAACGAAACGUCGAACAGUUUCAUCGACGACUGAUACGGAUCAAAGUGAUGAAGAUGAAGAUUUAAAUUCAAAUCAUUUUGAAAACUUUGCACGCCCAGAAGUAGCAAAAUACUGUUUAAUCAGUCCACAAUCAUCUUAUACAGAUUUUCAUAUUGAUUUUGGUGGUUCAAGUGUUUGGUAUUCAAUUGUGAGGGGUGAAAAAAUCUUUUAUUUAAUUGAACCAACUGAUGAAAAUUUACAAAAAUAUGCUGAUUGGUCUAAAUCACCAAAUGAAUCGGAAACAUUUUUAGGUGACUGUGUUUCACAUUGUUAUAAAAUGCAUAUACGUGAAGGAAAUACUAUUUUGCUACCACCCGGAUGGAUUCAUGCCGUUUACACAGUGACAGAUUCGCUUGUAUUUGGUGGUAAUUUUCUUCAAUCUAUGGGUGUUGAUAUGCAACUUCGCAUCUACGAAUUGGAAUGUCUUGCUAAAGUUCCACAAAAAUUUAAAUAUCCGUUAUUUGAAACAUUUCAUUGGUAUGCUGCGAAAAAUUUCUACGAAAAAUUAAGAGAAUGUAAUGAUUUAAAUUCAUCUGCAAUUAAUCAUAUAAUACAACAAGCAUCGGAAUCAAUUCUUUAUCAUAUGAAUCGAUGGUUAACAAUGGAUAAACGAUAUCAAAUACGAAAUCGAUAUAUAAUACCGAAAGGUAUUAAUUGUGAAAAACUUUUACGUGAUCUUUCACGUGAACUUGAUAAAGUUAAAACACGUUGUGGAUUAUCAUGUUAUUCUAAAUUACCUUCAAAAACUACUAUAACAAAUUCAAAUAAAAUUGAACUUCUACUUGAUAAUAAGAGAGAAUUAGUUCAAAUCGGUGAAAAUAAGAUUAAAAUUAAAUGUCGUCGUUUAUCAUCUAGUUCAGAAAGAAGUAAAAAUAAAGAAACAAUAGUUGGUCAUGAAGUUAAAUUAACUGUAAAAUCAACAGUAGAUGAAGAUGGAAAAGGAAGUAAUAAUACAAAUUUAUUACGAACAAUACAAAAGAAAAAAGUUGGACGACCAUUAUCAUCAGUUAAACAAAAGAAAAAACCGUUUAUGGAUGACAUUGAAGCAACAAAUGAUACAAAUAUUUCUUCAAUAUCCGGCAAAUCACCUGCAGAUAAUAUUGAAAGUCGUGAUAAUAAUUCAGGACUAUUCAAUAUAACUGGUGGUAGUCUUGUGCCAUUCGUUAAAAGGUCUAUUAUUGAUAAGACUUAUGAUAAAAACAUUGAAAUAAAACAAGAAAAUCGAUAUUCGAAACAGAAAAUUUCAUCAUUAAAAAAAUCCAAUUCUAAAUCAUCUGAUAUAGAUCAAGUAAAGAUAAGAAAAAAAAUUAAAAUUGAACGAAAAAAAACGACUGAAGAACUAAAGGUAUCUGAAAUAUUCCCGCCAACUAUAUCAAAAUCUUCAUUAUCAAGAAAAAAACGUUUAUUAUCAUCUUCAUCAUCACCAAAGAAAAUUCGUUCGAAAGAUCGUCUAGGAAAAAUUCUUCAAAUAGCCAAUAAUAUCAAAUCAAAAGGUGGAAUUUCGACAUGA
This is a messenger RNA of Rotaria sp. Silwood2, 2391 nucleotides long. NCBI's taxonomy places the organism in Eukaryota, Metazoa, Rotifera, Eurotatoria, Philodinida, Philodinidae. The record is from the annotation of a GenBank genome assembly.